AUGGCAGAAUUCCUCAAGGGUCUCUUCGGAGGGGGCCCCAGGGCGCAGCCGUCCAAGGUGGAUGAGACGGAUGAGGUCGUGCCACUACACCUGCUUGAUGAUCUCGCGGGAUACCGCAACACCUGCGUGAUAUGGACUUUGCGAUUCGACGAGGUGCUUGAUGCCGACAAAUUGAAAGAUGCACUAUGGGAGGUGUUCGAGAUGGAUGGCUGGAGGAAGUUGGGAGGUCGGCUGCACAAAACGGCGUCUGGGAAGCUCGAAAUCCACAUUCCCCGGCAAUUUACUGCCCAAAGACCUCCACUUAGAUACUCUCACGCCAAAGAAGACAUGCCUAUGUCCGCACACCCGUUGGCGUCCCAAUUACCCAGACCGACGGGCAAGCUGGAAACUCAUCCGAGCCCCCGACACUUCAAGUCCUUCGGUGUCGCACCUGGUGCGCCCGACAAGUUUGAAGACUACCUGAAAGAUGACGAGCCGCAGAUCGCCCUCCGGGUGGUCAACUUCAUAGAUGGCACCCUCGUAUCCCUCGUCUUCCUGCACACCAUCUGCGACAUCAUGGGCUUUGCAUCGUGGGUCAGCGCGUGGAGUCUCGCUUUGUCUGGCAAGAAGGACAAGAUACCUCCAUAUAUGGGAUUCCGUGACGAUCCAAUGGCCCAGCUUUACAAUGCACCCGCACCAAGGACCCCGUACAUGCUUGCCGACCGGCAGCUUUCGGGAUGGCGUUUGGGCAUCUGGGGCUUCCGGUUCAUGCUCGAGUCUUUGUGGUCUACUCCGCCCGAGAGUCGGAGUAUUUGUCUCCCAGACGAGCUCGUGAUGGCUCUGCGUAAAGCCGCGAAGGAUGACUUGAGCAAGAACGCCGGCCAAGAUGGCGGCACUGUGCCGUUCAUCAGUGACGGCGACAUCAUCACGGCGUUGGCGUCGCGGAUGGCUUGCGAGGAGUGGGCCCCUUUAUCUGAUAGAUCGGUCACGACGAUGCUUGGCGUGGACUCCAGGAGUCGCGCACCGACUGUCUUCCACCAGGACGCCGCCUACGUUCAGAACGCAGCUGUCGGAGCCUACUCAUUUGGCUCGUCGACGGAGAUCUUACAGACGCCGCUUGGACAGCUAGCGUUGAAGUACCGCAAUGAUCUAAUCGCGCAAAUGGACCUGGAUCAGGUGAUUGGAUUAUGCCGUCUCAACCGGGAAAGCCUUGAAAAGACGGGAAACGCCGUCAUGUUCGGCGACCUAAGUAGUGUGGUGGCUGUUGUGUCAAACUGGAGCAAGGCAAAGUUCCUGGACAUCGUAGAUUUCAGUGCCGCCGUUGCUACACCAGCCAGCGAGAAGGCAUCCGCAGAAAGCGGUGCGAAGCCGGGGCACCCUGCGUACUGGCAGCUGCAAGCACUGGGAUCCAGCAGGUUCUCGCCCACCGUGUUUGGUGUUGAGGGAAGAGAUGCAAAAGGCAAUAUGUGGUUGACAGGUGAUAUGCGACCAUCGACAUGGCUCAAAUUCGAGAAUUAUUUGAAACAGGUCAUGGAGAGGGCGUCGGUGAAUUCAUACGGGGUACAGAAAUGA
This is a messenger RNA of Thyridium curvatum, 1551 nucleotides long. RefSeq lists its product as uncharacterized. The transcript is spliced from 2 exons. Bases 1 to 1551 code for a protein of 516 amino acids. Lineage: Eukaryota; Fungi; Ascomycota; Sordariomycetes; Thyridiales; Thyridiaceae. The record is from RefSeq and is a predicted model, not a curated record.